AUGAAUUCCCUUUGGAUAACUACUUGGCUGCUCGCUGGUGUAUUUGUUUCAGCAUUGCCCACGGAGGACAGAAAGCUCGAGGACACGCAAAAUGACGUAUGUCGGCCUUGGAAGUCAGACAAAGUCAUGUUUUUAGAAGGCCACAUCACGAAAUAUGCAAUGAAAGAAAAUGCGAUCAGGAAUGAUCUGCCUGCUGUUUCAGUCUGCAUGAUUGCAAAUUGGUUUUCUCGCGGUUCCGAAGAUGAAAAAUGUGUGUUCAGCUACGCUACCCAAGAAGAACCCCAUGAACUGAUCCUUUGCUUACGUCCCUAUUUCCGAGUGCUCAUCCGGAACGAGACGAGGAAUUCUUUGAAAGGCAUUCCUGGUGAUGGGUCAUUUCACCACCUCUGUUUCACAUGGAGCAGCGACAACGGAGAUUAUAAAUUCUGGAUGGAUGGAGAAGUAGUCGGGGAUGGCUCUGGCUUUCAAAAGGGAACCUCGAUUCGUCACGGAGGUAGCGCAGUCGUUGGACAAGUCCAAAACUCACUUGGAGGAGAUUUCGAAGCAAGCAAGUCCUGGUUCGGUACAGUGUCUGGAUUGAAUGUAUUUGAUGAGGUUCGGUCGGACACUGACAUUAUAAAUGAGGCCCAGACUUGUACCGUUGGCCAAGGAGACGUCAUUAGUUGGCCUCAACUGUAUAUCGAAGAGAGUCUUCAUGGCGAAGUUUGCGUUUUACCUUAA
Messenger RNA from Pocillopora verrucosa, 720 nucleotides. Its product is annotated as neuronal pentraxin-2-like. The record is from RefSeq and is a predicted model, not a curated record. Lineage: Eukaryota; Metazoa; Cnidaria; Anthozoa; Scleractinia; Pocilloporidae.